This is a messenger RNA of Triticum dicoccoides, 1095 nucleotides long. RefSeq lists its product as uncharacterized. The record is from RefSeq and is a predicted model, not a curated record. The coding region runs from base 1 to 1095 and encodes 364 amino acids. The transcript is spliced from 4 exons. Lineage: Eukaryota; Viridiplantae; Streptophyta; Magnoliopsida; Poales; Poaceae.
AUGCCAUACCAGGCGCCGGUGGAGGAGGAGAAUGAGAAGAGCGGGGGAGCCAAAGGCGGCUUCCAUCCUAGAGGCAAACCACACACUGUGUCCGGGGAGACUAGGGAUCCCUCUUCCAAAGACAAAAGGGAAGAAGAAGCUGACAUCCCUUCUUCCCAUGGUAAGAAAAGGGCCGCCUCCGAGAGUUGGGAGGUAAGGGCUCCUAAGCAGGGCAAAACGCCCCUGUCGGGCGGUUCAGGAUCGGAAGGUGUUGUUGUCGCACAAUCCCUUCGUAAGGACAAGCCUCCAGCCGAAUUGGCAUAUUUCCUUCACCCAACUCGCUGCCGUGGUCGUGGCCGCGCCCGGCUCGACCGCGACCUGCAGCGGGUCAACGGCGAGCUGCGGGUGGCGUUGGCCGCGGAGGAGAAGAACAAGCGGGCCAUGGAGGAGCUAGUGCUAGUGCUCAAGGAGGUGAACACGGAGCUGCACACCACGCGAAACUUACUUGCGCACGCUCAGCAUGAGUCGGAGACGACGAGGCUGGAGUCGUACCAGUUGCACGUGUCCCUGAAGCGCAAGGACGACAAGGUUCGCGCGCUAUCCGACGAGGUGGCCCGCCUCUGCACCGACGCCGAGGAGGCGUUCGCCACAUUCUGGGGUAAGGAGGCCAGGUUCACAGCAUGGAUGAAGUCGUCGGAGGUAGAGCUCGCCACGUCUCGGUGCGAGAACGCGCGGCUCCUCGAGUCGCAGCGGUCCGGGCAGCACGAGGUGGCCAAGCUGCGGGACAUCCUGAAGCAGGCCGUCAAGGACACCAAGUUCGUCAAGGAGGCGUCGGAGGAGGCGAGGAGAGAGAACACCAUGCUCAAGGAGAUGGUCGGGAGCAAGGACACCGCCGUCAAGUGCAACAAGGAGGAGCUGGAGUGCCUCCGGGUGAGCGAGGCCGCGGCGCGCGACAACGUCAAGGAGCUGCAGAGUCUGCUGGUGGCCACAUCGGUGAGCCCCACCCCCACACCGUCCGCGGUGGCAGGAGCGGGAAGGUCGUUUGACCUGGAGGACCUGUCGUCGCUGUCGCCGCGGGCGCCGACGGACGGGAUCGACGAGAUCGCAGUGGAGUAG